Messenger RNA from Drosophila bipectinata, 1808 nucleotides. RefSeq names its product Esterase Q (gene Est-Q). Gene Ontology annotation, molecular function: serine hydrolase activity. The record is from RefSeq and is a predicted model, not a curated record. NCBI's taxonomy places the organism in Eukaryota, Metazoa, Arthropoda, Insecta, Diptera, Drosophilidae.
CUGCGCUCUCGUCUGCGCUUCAAGUCCCAAUCAGUCCGUUCCCAUGCGUAGACGCGGCGUAUACGUAAUGUUAAGUCUGUGCGGAGUAGCAACCGCCGCUCUAACCACCUGGCUGGUGAUCUCCCUGACCGGUAGCCCGGGUGCCGAUGCCGCCGAUUCCCCCACCGUGACCGUGCAGUUAGCCAACGGCCAGGGGGAAGUGCUGGGCAAUUAUGGAGUGACCGCCUGGACGGAUCAGACAUUUAUGCAAUUCCGAGGAAUCCCGUACGCCGAACCGCCCACAGGGGAACUGCGUUUUCGGCCACCUGUAGCGCGAUCGGCUUGGUCGCACACCCUUAGCGCCGUGAACUUUGGACAACGCUGCCCCGUGAUUACCAAUUUGGACGGCCAGCUUUCAGAUGCUGAGCUCGAAGAUUGCCUUAAUCUAUCGAUCUACACCAAAAACCUCACUGCCAACCAGCCUGUGAUGUUCUACAUUUAUGGCGGGGGAUACUACAAUGGCUCGGCUGAGGAUCACCCGCCCAACUACAUCCUAGAGAAGGAUGUUGUCCUGGUGGUGCCUCAUUACCGAGUGGGAGCUCUCGGUUGGCUGUCUACCUACUCGGAAGAGCUACCCGGAAACGCGCCCAUUGCCGAUAUUUUGUUGGCUCUGGAAUGGGUGCAGCUGCACAUUGAUCGAUUCGGGGGUGAUCCCGAAAGGGUGACCAUUUUCGGCCAGAGUGCCGGAGCCGGAGUGGCAAGUGCCCUCCUCCUAAGUCCCAAAACAGAAGAGAAUCUCUUCAAGAGGGCCAUUGUGCAAUCAGGUUCGAUUUUCGCCAAAUGGGCGAUCAAUACGGAUCCCAUUGCCCAGACCAGGAGAGUCUGUGCCCAGCUGGGAUGCAGCAAUUGUGACCAGGAUGACCAGAUGGUCAGGUGUCUGAGGGAAGCCAAGGUUGUGGAUUUGGCGAGAAUUACGAUGUUGGAGAGAUUUUCCCCGAUUGUGGGAGAUCUACAGGGAAUCCUGCCCCAAAGUCCCUCUGAUUUGAUGAAGAACUACCGCAGGCAGAUUCCACUGAUGACAGGAUUCACGGAGCAUGAUGGCUCCUUUGUUUUGGCCACUUAUUACGACACUCUUACGGAAAAUAUUGGGAAUGUAAGCGCUCUGACGGUUCGCCAGUUCACCCAGGAGUUUAACGAUAAUCUAAUCAAGGAUUCCUCAGGACUCUCCGAUAAUCUCCUAUACCGACUGCUUUUCAAUCCGGAACUAUUAAGGAGCCACGACCACAAAGCCGCAAUACCAGCAUACUUUGAUCUCACAUCGGUGGUCUACAUGAAGUCUCCUGUGAUAACCCUGGCCAACAACAUCCACACCCACCAGCCGGCCACACCCGUCUAUGUGUACAGUUUCGAGUAUGAGGGGGAGCAUACAAGAUUUGGUUAUGAAUUCGGAAACUCGCACUAUCCAUUCAACGGGGGAGUACAUCAUUCCAACGACAACAUCUACCUGUUUGCCACGCAUCCCUUGGACGAGCAGGACACCCUAAUGGCCCAGAAAAUGGUGGAAGUGUGGACUUCCUUUGCCAUUGAUGGUGUGCCCAGUGGACUGAGUCCUUUGAGCACUCCAAGUGGUCCUUACAAUAAACUAGCCUUGGAGAUAACUAAAGGCGAGGACUUGUUGGAUACCUUAACGGCAGCCAUUGAUGAUCCCGACAAUGGAAGACUGCAGCGGGAGGAUGUGGAGUUUUGAAAAUGUUUCCUAUGAUAGUUAUUUUUAAGUUUUGAUCAACCUUGAUUUCGAAGUUCCUUCUACAAUAUGUACGUCUAUAUGU